Rhodotorula graminis WP1 is the source of this 1222-nucleotide messenger RNA. RefSeq lists its product as uncharacterized. The record is from RefSeq and is a predicted model, not a curated record. NCBI's taxonomy places the organism in Eukaryota, Fungi, Basidiomycota, Microbotryomycetes, Sporidiobolales, Sporidiobolaceae. Gene Ontology annotation, cellular component: cytoplasm. Bases 50 to 1129 code for a protein of 359 amino acids. The transcript has 5 exons. Gene Ontology annotation, biological process: pyrimidine nucleotide biosynthetic process; 'de novo' pyrimidine nucleobase biosynthetic process. Gene Ontology annotation, molecular function: dihydroorotase activity.
CCACCAGCCCCUCAUCACCCGCCGCUCCUCCUCAUCUCCAUCUCCCGCCAUGUCCGACACAAUUACCCUCGCCGCCCCCUUUGACGCCCACGUUCACCUCCGCCAGGGCAACCUGAUGCGCCUCGUCACGCCCCACGUCCACCAGGGCGGAAUCCGCAUGGCCUUCGUCAUGCCCAACCUCGUUCCGCCUCUCACCCUCCCCGAGCACACAAUCGCCUACGCCAAGGAGCUCCAGGCCCUCGCCCCCUCGCUCCACAUCCUCCCCUCGCUCUACUUGACCGCCAACCUCACCCCAAGCCACAUCCGCGAGGCCAAGCAGGGCGGCAUCGUCGGCGUCAAGAGCUACCCGCGCGGUGUCACGACCAACUCGGAGGGCGGCGUCGGCAUGGAGGGCUACGCCGUGUACGACGCCGUCUUUGCCGAGAUGGAGCGCGUCGACAUGGUCCUCAACCUGCACGGCGAGGUCCCGAGCGACAUUGACGGCGACGGCACGUGCGUCCUCAACGCCGAGGAGCGCUUCCUCCCGCACCUGCGCGAGAUCAACCGCAAGUUCCCCAAGUUGCGCAUCGUCCUCGAGCACUGCACGACCGCCGCCGCCGUCGAGGCUGUCAAGUCGCUCCCGCCCAACGUCGUCGCGACCAUCACGCCGCACCACCUGCACCUGACGAUCGACGGCGCAUGCUCGACGCCGCUCGGGUUCUGCAAGCCGCUCGCCAAGUUCCCCUCGGACCGCGCUGCCCUGCGCGCUGCCGUCGCGUCCGGCUCGCCCAAGUUCUUCCUCGGGUCCGACUCGGCGCCGCACCCUUCGCGGUCCAAGCUCCCGGCGCUCGGCGUGACGCUCCCGAGCCCGUGCGCAGCGGGCAUCUACACGGGCGCCAACCUCGUGCCGCUCACGGCUGAGAUCUUUGAGCGGUCGGGCAUCCCGGUCGACCGGCUCGAAGGGUUCGUCAGCACGCACGGGCGCCAGUUUUACGGCUUCCCGGCGCGCGACGGCGACGAGGUCGUGCUCCGGCGCGUCGAGGGCAGGACGGUCGACAAGGCGUACGGGUACAAGACGGACAAGGGCGAGGACGAGUGGGUCAUUCCUUUCCUCGCCGGCGAGGAGAUCCGGUGGGAGAUUGCGGCUUGAGCGGGCGAGCGCGUGCGAGCGAGAGAGGAUCGAGGAGCAGGCAAGGGCGUAGCCAAGUCGGUGUUGUAGUGCAGUAGCUGUCUGUGUCUCCCU